Messenger RNA from Pistacia vera, 2298 nucleotides. Its product is annotated as inorganic phosphate transporter 1-4. Bases 520 to 2136 code for a protein of 538 amino acids. NCBI's taxonomy places the organism in Eukaryota, Viridiplantae, Streptophyta, Magnoliopsida, Sapindales, Anacardiaceae. The transcript has 3 exons. Gene Ontology annotation, biological process: transmembrane transport; phosphate ion transport. The record is from RefSeq and is a predicted model, not a curated record. Gene Ontology annotation, cellular component: membrane. Gene Ontology annotation, molecular function: phosphate transmembrane transporter activity.
AAAGUGAAAAGGCAAGGUGUGAAGCAAAAGAGGCUUCCCGAGGGUUGGCGCGAAAAAGAAGGGGAAUAUACCGGUCGAAUAUUUGAGUUGGUUGAAUUGCCUCUCCACUAUAAAUUACUAACAAAUCUGCCAGUUUUAUUUCGCAUAAUUAUUCUCUUCCUUUCUGUAACAUUACUCUCUCUGUUCCUCCAUUAAACGACCGAAUUUACAGAGUUUCCCUGAACCUUCAUGUUACUGUGUUCGUGUUGUAAAUUUCUCUCUGUGGGUGUGGUGUGGGGUAGAGUGUGUUGUUCUAGUGGUUAUGUCUAGAAAGAGAGACAAAGAGUGUUUAUUCCAAAGAAAAGACAGAGUUAUCCUUUUAGGGGUUUCACUUUUUUGCUUUUUCCCAUUCUCAUGGAAAUUUUGCCCUUCUAGAAUAAGAAUGCAACUUUUUUGACAAAUAUCUUAUCAUUUUUAGUGUACAAAAAUUGGAAAAGAGAGCAGAGAAAUAACUCUGGUGGAUUGCAACCCUAGCUAAUCAUGGCCGGGGAACAAUUAGGGGUGCUUAAUGCACUUGAUGUAGCCAAAACACAAUGGUAUCAUUUCACUGCUAUCAUUAUUGCUGGAAUGGGCUUCUUCACCGAUGCAUAUGAUCUAUUUUGCAUAUCCCUUGUGACUAAAUUGCUCGGCCGCAUAUACUACCAUGUGGAUGGUGCAGAAAAGCCUGGAACAUUGCCUCCUAAUGUAUCAGCUGCUGUUAAUGGUGUAGCAUUCUGUGGAACUCUUGCAGGACAACUGUUCUUUGGGUGGCUUGGUGACAAGAUGGGCAGGAAGAAAGUUUAUGGCAUGACUCUUAUGCUUAUGGUUAUUUGCUCAGUUGCCUCAGGUCUUUCCUUUGGCCAUAGUGCAAACGGUGUCAUGGCAACUCUUUGCUUCUUCAGGUUCUGGCUUGGGUUUGGCAUUGGUGGUGACUACCCACUUUCUGCCACUAUCAUGUCGGAAUAUGCGAACAAGAAGACUCGAGGUGCCUUCAUUGCUGCUGUAUUUGCAAUGCAGGGCUUUGGAAUUCUAGCCGGUGGUAUGUUUGCGCUUAUUAUUUCUUCAGCAUUCAUGGCUAGGUUUGAUGCCCCAGCUUAUGAGGUCAAUGCAGUUGCUUCAACUGUCCCGCAAGCAGACUAUGUCUGGCGUAUUAUUCUAAUGGUUGGAGCACUUCCAGCUGCACUUACCUACUACUGGAGGAUGAAGAUGCCAGAGACCGCUCGUUACACUGCCCUUGUUGCAAAGAAUGCAAAGCAGGCUGCAUCAGAUAUGUCAAAGGUUUUGCAGGUGGAUCUUGAAGCAGAGGAACAGAAGGUUCAGAAAAUGUCUGAGGCUACAACCAAUUCAUUUGGUUUGUUCACUAAAGCGUUUCUUCGUCGACAUGGACUUCACUUGCUUGGAACAACAACCACAUGGUUCUUGCUUGACAUUGCAUUUUACAGCCAAAAUCUGUUCCAAAAGGAUAUUUUCAGUGCAAUUGGGUGGAUUCCUGCUGCAAAGACUAUGAAUGCCAUUCAAGAAGUGUUCAAAAUUGCAAGGGCGCAAACUCUUAUCGCUCUUUUCAGCACUGUUCCAGGCUACUGGUUCACUGUGUUACUCAUUGACAGGAUAGGCAGAUUUGCUAUCCAAUUGAUGGGUUUCUUCUUCAUGACAGUCUUUAUGUUUGCCUUGGCCAUUCCGUAUGACCACUGGACUCAUAAGGACAACAGAAUUGGAUUUGUGAUAAUGUAUUCCCUAACCUUUUUCUUUGCAAACUUUGGACCUAAUGCCACAACAUUCGUUGUCCCAGCUGAGAUUUUCCCAGCCAGAUUGAGGUCUACUUGUCAUGGCAUAUCAGCAGCAUCUGGGAAACUUGGUGCUAUGGUGGGUGCGUUUGGAUUCUUAUAUUUGGCUCAGAACCAGGACAAGACCAAGACAGAUGCAGGGUACCCUGCUGGUAUUGGUGUAAGGAAUUCACUCAUUGUACUGGGUGUGGUUAACUUUUUGGGUAUGUUAUUCACUUUCUUGGUACCAGAAUCUAAAGGAAAAUCUUUGGAAGAGAUGUCUGGAGAGAAUGAGGAUGCUGAUGCCGAAGAAGAUCAGCCUGCUGCUCAUAAUAAUAGGACAGUUCCAGUUUAGGUUGAGUCUCUACCAGAUUUUCUAGUAUGAUGUUGUAAAACUAAAGUGUUUAUGGUGUGGAUCGUAAGACUGUUUCUUGUAAGUCUUUAGUUUAAUUGAAUAACUUCCUCAGCUUUGUAAAUCUUUUGCAGCAUAUCAUUAUCUUCUUUUUUACGAUUUGAA